AUGUCCGUCGAAGAUCAAUGGCUAACAGAUCAUGUUGAGAUUUUAAGAAAGGGUUUGUUUCUUGCGGAAAAGCGGGACGUAAACUUGCUUUCGUUACCGCAGAAUAGUGAUGAGAGUAUACCGAAAGUGGUGGUAGAGGCGCUUUCGUCUAACGAUGCCGCUGGUUUGAAACAAGAGAUUGUACUAAAGAAACUGUUUUUGGAAGCAGCGCAAGAAAUGGACGAGAGGACAAAAGUGGAACGGUUUGCUAUUCUCAUGGAUCUCUCGCAUCACAUGAAGCGUGCAAACAAGGUAGGGGACGAUGCGAACGCGAAGUUUUGGACUUCGGUGUUUUUUGACCUGUUUAGGAUGAGUUUGACUUUGCUACAGCUACCACACGGUCUUUUACAAUUUUGGCCUUAUGUGGAAUCGCGCUUGCAUUGGUUUAAAGCUGGAUUCCUAAACGAAGAUUCACUGCAGCACGGACAGACCACUUUGAGCGCAAUCAAGGCACCUUUUUCCAAAGUAACGUACCAGAUCAACAAGAUGCUGUUGGGGCUGCGGCUCAACUCUAAGCUUGCUACCCCCGCACAUCACGAACUCAGCAUGAAGAUCAACCUGUUUCUGUGUGACUGUUUGUCGCCUAUGGAGCAAGCAAACACAAACAAGCGCGGAAACAUAGCAAAGGGACUUCCCGAACAGUUAUGGGACAUCAGGAACGAUGAAAAAGAUGGUUCGGCUUUUUAUACCGAUUUCUUAAAAGUUAAACAAGAGUUUAUUCAAGAUCCAGUUUCGUGGACGUUCUCAGAUCCCGAAAAAAGACUCAGCUUACAGGAUUACGUCUUGCCAGUGGUGGAUGAGAUUUUGCUGCACGAGUCUGACUUUUACACUCAAAUCAAAACUAGAAACGUGCGACUAAACCGACUUAAUCAGAAGGCCAAUGUACAACUACCUCAUAAUCUCCAGGCACUCAGCGAACCACAAGAUAAAAGCCAUCAUAAUUGGAGUUUCGCCUCUUCUGGACUGCGGCCACUCAUAUUUGAUGAACCGGAUUGGGAUUCAGAGCUCCUAAUGCAACAGCUACAGGACCCUUCUAAUGACUUCCACCGAAAAAAGUUUUUGCUCGAGCUGCUAAUCACCGCUAAUAUGAUCAAAAGAAUUCUAACGGAUGAGGCCGUUAGGAGUUUCUAUCGAACUCAAUAUGAUCAGUCACUUCGAAUCACGCAUAGCCAUGAAGACAGAAACAAUGCUACAGCAUUACGAGACAUAACUCAGAUAAUCAUCAGUAGGGUUGAGAACUUUUACGACCAUCAGGAUCAGACUUUUAAAAGUCUUUUGGUGGACUUGAUUGCUGGCGACAUGUCCUUACUGGACUUAAAAGCUAAGAAGAGCUUCAAAAUAUUCAGUACCUUUACAUUCCCUACUGGCAGUGGAGAGUCAAUUCCGGAAAUUAGUUAUUCCUACAAAAGUUUCGGAUGGAUAAAACUGGGAAACAAGAAGCUUGACAACGUUUGGAAAGUAAAGAGUGGGCUUGAGUCGAUCGAUAGCAAAUUACCCAGCUCUCAGGAAACGUUUGAUGAAAUACGCGAUAGAUAUGAAAAGCAAGAUCCUGACGUGUCGUCCUCAUAUCAUGGUGACAAAACCGUUGAGCAGUGGAAGCAAUUACGUCGUUUAAGGCCCAAAUUUCUUUUCCAAUUGAGUAACGUUGACGAAAACACUGGUGUCUCGGGCCUAUUCAAUUCCAGCUUAAUUCAAGAAUCGCGGGAGAAAAAAUCUCACCUACCGACACAAUUACAGGCUGCAAAAGAUUACUUCGAAGCGAAGAAGAAGAGAAAAUUAGAGCCGUUGGGAGAAGCGGAUGAACCGGCGGAUAAAGAACAAGACACUAGUGAUACCAAAACCAACCUUACCGUGGAAAAAACAGAUGAUAAAAUAGUAACACCUUCGAUUAAUACUCUUGAGCGGGCGACCAGUGGGGAAGAGGCUAUCCCAAAGAAACUGCCUCGAAAGGAUUCAUCAGAAAGCGGCGACGCACCGGCUGAACAACAGGAGCCCAAAGAUGAAACCACGGAUGCGCUCAAAACCAACGUUCGAGUUGAGGAGCCCAAUACAAGUCCAGUCAAUCAACCGAUACCGGAAAAUGACAAACGAGAAGGAGGAUCGCCAAGUUUAGAUCAAGAGAUCGCAGUGCCGCCGUCCAGUGAUAUUUGA
This is a messenger RNA of Lachancea lanzarotensis, 2190 nucleotides long. It is a transcript of the gene HPR1, whose product is annotated as LALA0S07e05226g1_1. The coding region runs from base 1 to 2190 and encodes 729 amino acids. The transcript has a single exon. The record is from RefSeq and is a predicted model, not a curated record. Lineage: Eukaryota; Fungi; Ascomycota; Saccharomycetes; Saccharomycetales; Saccharomycetaceae.